AUCAAAAGGCCCAAGUCCGAACCAAAUAGCCAAAUAGGCGAAUCCACUUGGUCCUUCUUCCAUCGCCAUUAACGCACCCAAAUUCAGAGCUCACCAAAACACCGAAAUAGAGAGAGAAAGAGAGAGAAAUGGGGGUGAUGCAGAGGCUCAGGAUGUUUGUCGCUGAAGAACCAGUCGUCGCUGCUUCUUGCAUUAUUGGUGGAAUUGGACUUUUUCUUCCAGCUGUGGUGAGGCCUAUGUUGGAUUCUAUGCAAGCAGCUAAGCAAGUACCUCCACCCCCUUUGAGUGAUGUUGUUGCUGGUGUUGUUGGUAAAAAAGAAUGAAGUGAUCAUGGAUGUGAGUCCUGAUUUUUCUUAACUGUUUCCUUGUGUUCUUUUAAUGUGAGAUAUUCUCUCAUAGGAAAUAAGCCAUUUUUGUAUGAGCUAGAUGUACUGUAUUUCAUGUUUCUCCGAUUUGAUUUAAUGGAAAAUGUUUAGUAUGUCUUGUAAGUUAUCUGUUAAAUGUGAAACCUGUUUCUUGCA
This is a messenger RNA of Spinacia oleracea (spinach), 521 nucleotides long. RefSeq lists its product as uncharacterized. The transcript is spliced from 3 exons. The coding region runs from base 129 to 323 and encodes 64 amino acids. The record is from RefSeq and is a predicted model, not a curated record. Lineage: Eukaryota; Viridiplantae; Streptophyta; Magnoliopsida; Caryophyllales; Amaranthaceae.